Papaver somniferum (opium poppy) is the source of this 1136-nucleotide messenger RNA. RefSeq lists its product as uncharacterized. The record is from RefSeq and is a predicted model, not a curated record. NCBI's taxonomy places the organism in Eukaryota, Viridiplantae, Streptophyta, Magnoliopsida, Ranunculales, Papaveraceae. Bases 109 to 849 code for a protein of 246 amino acids. The transcript has 3 exons. Gene Ontology annotation, molecular function: metal ion binding. Gene Ontology annotation, biological process: tRNA wobble uridine modification; protein histidyl modification to diphthamide. Gene Ontology annotation, cellular component: nucleus; cytosol.
CUCUACUUUGGUUAAUCAUUUCUGAUCUGUCAGCUCUAAGAAAGAAGAAGAAACUUCUUCUAUAUUCAGUGUUCUGAAGUCUAAACUCAAUUACAGAGAAUUAUUCAGAUGAAAAUAUCUACCACGAAUCCAAGCAUGAAAGUCAUCUUAUUGAUGAUGAUCAUGGUUAUUUCGGUUGUUGUUGAUGCAGCAGAUGAUACAAAUAGGGUUUAUCAACCAUGUACAGAUACAAAAAUUCAGAGAUCUGAUGGUUUUAGUUUUGGAAUUGCAUUUUCUCAAAGGGAAUCAUUUUUCUUGAACAAGAAUAAAUCAAUUCAACUUUCUCCUUGUGAUACUCGUUUAUCUCUAUCCGGCUCUCGUCUUGCUAUAUUCAGACCUAAAGUUGAUGAAAUAUCUCUUCUUACCAUCAAUACCACUUCUUUCAAUCCGAAUUCUUUUGGUGGCCACAUGGUAGCAUUUGCUGGCCGGAAAUAUGCAGCAAGAUCACCCCCUGUUUUUGUUGCAGAUAAUGACCACAUUGUAACCAGCUUUACUCUGGUACUUGAGUUCCAGAAGGGGACAUUGCAGAACUUGUUUUGGAAGAAUGAUAAAUGUGACUCAUGCAAAGGCAAGACAAACUUUGUCUGUGUCAACAACCAAUAUUGCGCGAUCAAAACAACUAGUUGUAAACUCAAUGGGGGUAAAGUUGACUGCAGCCUCGGCAUUCAGCUAGCAUUCUCAGGCACUGAUAAACACCUUUCAGCUCUAAAUUCAUGGUAUGAAGUAGAAAAACUCAGGCAGUACUCCCUCUACAAAUUGUAUUCAAAUCUCAGGGGUUCUCUCACUGAUCAGUUCAACAAAAUCUUCUGAAUUGCUGGGUAAGGUAGCUCAUUGAUUAUACUCCCUGUAUGCUGCCGUAAUUACUUAUAUAUUCUCGGCGGCACAUCGUUCAUUUUUUCAUUUUCUUUGUAAUAUGCUGAUGUGUUGUUUUCUUCCACUUCAUCUCUUUCAGUUUUACAUUUUUCGGUUUGUGAAAUUCUGUAAAUUCACUUCAGGUUUGUUGUGUGAUAGUUGUAGCUGAUACUCAUCAUUGUAUUGUAUUUGCCGGAAAACUUUAAUGAACAUUUGAAUCUCUAUCUCUGUUCUUUGGUUGAAAA